Arvicanthis niloticus (Nile rat) is the source of this 2851-nucleotide messenger RNA. The record is from RefSeq and is a predicted model, not a curated record. NCBI's taxonomy places the organism in Eukaryota, Metazoa, Chordata, Mammalia, Rodentia, Muridae.
GGGGCCGGUCAUGGCGACCGGGGAGCUCCGCGGGCACGCGGUGCGGACGUCCAGCCAGGGGUCCCAGCCUGGCGCGGCUCCCGACAGCGUGGCAGGGGCCCCGGGGCUGCUGCCCUCUGCACAGAGCGGCGGCGCGGCCCUCCGGCUCGGGGAACGGCCGCCCCCCGCCAUGGAGAAGCGGGGACCCUACUUGGUGACGCGCGCACCUUCCAUUCAGGCUAAGCUGAAGAAGCACCGGGACCAUGCCAAGGCCGUUCUGCGGAGAAAGGGCAUGCUGGGUGCCUUGACGAACCGCCCCGAUUCUUCAGGGAAAAGGUCAGUGAAGUUUAACAAGGGCUAUACUGCUCUUAGCCAGAGUCCAGAUGAAAACCUGGUGUCCCUUGACUCUGACAGUGAUGGGGAGCUGGAAUCCAGAUACUCCUCCGGGUAUUCCUCUGCAGAGCAGGUGAACCAGGAUGUGAGCCGGCAGCUGCUGCAGGAUGGAUACCACCUGGAUGAGAUUCCAGAUGAUGAGGACCUGGACCUCAUUCCUCCUAAGCCUAUCGCUUCUUCCACAUGUUCUUGCUGCUGGUGCUGUCUUGGGGAUUCUUCCUGUACCCUCCAGUAGCCAUAACCCUCCAGGAUGGGCCGAUGGCCCUGAUGGCCCUUCACAGCUCAGUGCACUGGGUACCGCUACCAGCCUAGAAACACUGGAGGCACUGACCUCUGGGUGCAGGCCAGUGGUCUACAGGUAGCCCUCACCUGGUGCUUCUCACGUCAGAGGGCCCCGUCUGGGUCAGAGGUGAUGGGUGGAAGUCUGCAGGUUCCACUGGGGUAGUUUCAGGAAGCCACUUUAAUAACGGCGGGAGGAGAGGCUUUCUGUGGUUCUUAAGCUGCUGACAAGGAUUGCUAAGAAAACCAUACAGACAUUCUGACGUGUUUGUCAAGGUGUUCUGAGGAGGGAGAAGGAAGAACUCCUCUACUCAGGCUGUGCUGGGAGGCAUGGUGGGAGACAGAGAACAGCACUUGAUGACUUGCAGGAGGAAUCUGGAAAAGUACAACUCGGACCAAGUCAAGAAAGCACCAAGUGGGUUGUUCCUUAGGUUACAUCUUGUCUGGUUAUGACAAGGAAUCUAGUUUAAUGAUGGCGUAGGAGCAUGGCUUUCAGAACCUCUGGACUGGGGACAUUCUGCUGGUCCUACUGUCUGGAUGGGCUUAGUAACUCAGCCCUUCUCUCAUUAGAAGAGAACUGCUCUGUCAUAUAUGUUUAUUUAUCUGUAGUUCUUUGGCCUUGGAGAGUUUUUUGAGGUAAAAAGUGGAUUGGCUGCUGGGGCUAUCACCAGAAACCUGCAGUUUUUGUGAUUGCCAGCAGAGGGAGCUGCUGGGAAGUCAGUGCCUUCCUAAGUUUAGCCAUUUAAGCUUUUGAGAAGUAUUGAUGGGUGUCUUGGUAUAGCUGUGUGACUCUGGCCUACAUGGAAACGUUUAGACAGGAUGAGGAGGAGAGACCCAAUCCAGCUCCUGGACCCCACUUGAGCUGAUGAAUCUGCAGUGCAAGGGGCCUUCCCUCUAACAAGGCACAUUCCUGUCCCCCAGCACAGAGUUCACAAGCUGGAGAUGUAGUGCUUGUGGAACACUUGCCUAGCAUGUGCAAGGCUGGGACGUGGGACGUGGGGGGUGGGUGAGCGCAGCUCAGUCCCAAGCCUGAACACACAAAUGCAGGAAGAAUCUCUCCUGCUAUACUAAGCCUCUUCCUGGAAUUUAGUUUUCCCAGACCCCCUUCCUCAGGGUUCUCGUCUUUAUCUUACCCAGGUGUGUGGUGAGGCUUGGGGUAAAUACAGUUUCCAGCAUAAGGGGUACAACAGUCAGAGUUAGGGGUUGGGCACCACAGGUGACUGACUGUCCUGCCCAGUGACUACUAGAGGCUUAGGGGGAAUAUUAUGCCCACUAUGUCCAUUUACAAAUAGUAGCAAAAAAGGUAAGAUCAAAAGAUAAGGCCUACUUUGUUACUUGACUACAAACCUGUCCUUAUGAUUGCUGCCAGUGCCUAGCAGGGGGUGUUGUUGUUCUCAGGCCGUGGAAGGUUGAACGCAGUAUACUGUGUCUAGGGGCUUUUUACUCUACUGUCAGGAGGGAAGAUGGGACAGAGACCAGAGGCUUCUGCUUGGUUCUUGGGUUGGGUCAUAGAUGCUGUGUUCUGCAGUGGGAGUCUGUAACUCUGUGCAAGGCUCUUAUAUUCUGAGCAUUUGUGUAUGGCCUGCAGGGAAGGAACACAAACCAUAUCCAGGCCUUCUAGAACUCUGCAGAGGUGGAGGCCUCGUGUGCAAAGGGAAUAGCUAUGGUACAGAGUAGAGGAAGACUUGGUGGUAGGCUUCAGUGAGGCCAGCAGUGGUUGUGGAACUUACGUGUGGAGCUUUACGUCUAUUUGGUUAAAAGAGAGCAGCCUGGGCAUUUGGCAGCUCCUGGGAGCGGGCAGUACCCCCCAAAGCCACACCUUCUGGGGUGGUUGUUGCUGAAAUUAACAUUGAGGUACUUGACUGGAACUGUCCCUGGAAGGAAAGUUCUUGAGCUGGGUGGCCUUGUGUGGGAAGGCAUUACUUGUGGAGAAAGCUCAAUAAUGUCCAGCUAGGAGGGGUGGAAUGGACCGCUGUUAGGGGCUGGACGAAAAUAACACCGAUAAAGGCACAAUGGUGCCCAGAUCCUAACUGCCUUAAUUCUGAGGGCUGGGUGUUCUGCAGGAGGCAGUCCCUGGGAAGGAGGCAUCUGGGCCUCCUCAGGAGUGCCUCUCCUGUGUGUGCACUGCUCCUCCAACCUCUUUCUCGGCUUGCACUUUCACAGUCUGUUAUAAUAAAUGCAAUCCUGGUAGUGAGCUGUA